GAUGCCUGUUGCUGUUCAACUCUCCUGUGAUGUUUCAUAGAGGUUUGCAGUUUUGUUUUGUCAAGGCGUUUUUGUUAGCUGAAUUGGUUUGUCAUGUUGGUUUUGUUGUCGAUUGUUUGUUUGAUACAUAAGUCUAUCGUCUAUUGUGUUUUUAUGUUUAGUAGUAGUAGCCUAUAAUUAAAUGAUUAGGUUAAAGCAGUGUUUUAUGUGGAUGUUGGUACAGUAUUGUCUUUUGUUUAAUUGUUUAGCUGUCAUUUGAAGUUGAUUGUGAUUUCAUUUGUCUCCCUGAUGAUCUGUUUGAUCAAUUAGGCCGCAGUGAGUCUGUGCUGUGUUUACCUAUAAGAAAGUAUCCCUGUUGACAUGUCUGUGUAAACUAAAAAGAAAAGUUAUAUGUUUUGUGUAACGGUUUCUCUACGAACUCACCGGCGGCGGCACUGUCCGUUUGACUCGCGCCGCUCAUUCCUCGGACACAUCUGUACAGAACGGAGCGCGAGAGGCCUGUUGUACUGAGCCAUCUAUGAGCAGAGCCCGUAAGAUACUGCAAAAACGUGGCAUUGAGAGUCUAUGGACCCGAGAUGCAUGUAAUGUCAGUUGUGAGAUGUUGGUGGAUUUGCUGCAACUGAGAGUGUCCUGGCAUGACGUGACUGAAUGACAGCUGGAUUCAGAGAUGUAGUCUGUACUCUGGUCUGUGGGCAGACUCUGAGGUCUCACUAUGCUGCUCUAUCUGCUGUUGGUCUUUCAAACGAAGGUCAAUGCCCAGAUAGACCCAGCUCAGUGUCGUUAUCCUCUCGGAAUGGAGGAUGGAAGGAUCAAAAACGAUGACAUCACUGCCUCCAGCCAGUGGUAUGAAACCACAGGCCCUCAGUAUGCAAGGUUGAACAGAGAGGAGGGUGAUGGUGCCUGGUGUCCUGCUGGUCAGCUGCAGCCCUCUGAUGUUCAGUAUCUUCAGCUGGACCUUCGUCAACUCGUCUUCCUCACCAUUGUUGCUACACAGGGUCGAUAUGCACGCAACUCCGGUAACGAGUAUGCACGCAAGUACCGUCUAGAGUACAGUCGUGAUGGACACCGAUGGAUCGCCUGGAAAAACCGUUUUGGCUAUGAGAUUAUAAUGGGCAAUGUAAACACAUAUGAUUCCGUGGUGAGAGACCUCAAUCCUCCAAUCAUCACUCGUUUCCUGAGGCUGAUUCCCGUCACUGAUGCUGUGCAAACGGUGUGUAUGAGAGUGGAGCUGUUUGGAUGCCCCUGGCUCGAUGGCCUGACUGCAUACAGCUCUCCUGAGGGUCAGACUAUGAUGGCUCCAGGCCAUCCCAUUACGCCACUCAAUGACUCCACAUAUGACGGUGCUCUAGAACGCAGAAAGCUGUCUGGGGGGCUGGGCCAGCUGACAGAUGGUGUGAUUGGUCAGGAUGAUUUUGUGCAGAGGUGGCAGAACCGUUUGUGGCCCGGAUAUGACUACGUGGGUUGGAGGAACGACAGCUUGAGCCCUGGAUAUGUGGAGAUGGAAUUUCAGUUUGACAGACAACGAAACUUCACUUCUAUGAAGGUUCACAGUAAUAACAUGUUCUCUCGUGGUGUGAAGAUCUUUGCAUCUGUGUCGUGUGUGUUUAAAGCACACCUCAUCUCAGAGUGGGAACCGGAGACGGUGGAAUUCCAUACCGUCCUAGACGACCGGAACCCAAGCGCUCGCUAUGUGACCGUUCCGUUAAAGCACAGAACGGCUGCGGCUCUGCGCUGCCGUUUCUACUUUGCCGACACUUGGAUGAUGUUCAGUGAAAUCUCAUUCCAGUCUGCAACUAAUGUUCUUCCUACUCAGAGGCCCCCAGUGUUUACUCCUCCUUUAUAUGUGUCUAACAGCAAUGCACAAUAUACUACACAAAAAACAGAGGACAGGACAACAACAUCAAAGACAGGUUUCCCUGAAGAGGGCAGAACACCGAUUCUGAUUGGCUGUCUCGUGACUAUUAUUCUCCUGUUGGUGGUGAUCAUCUUUCUGAUUCUCUGGUGCCAAUAUGUGUGCAAAGUCCUGGAGAAAGCUCCAAGGCGUAUUUUGGAGGAGGAGGUGACCGUCCGUCUUUCCUCCUGCAGUGACACUAUAAUCCUGCAGACUCCCCCAGUGCCCCCCCGCAUCUCCCUCGACCCUCCGUAUGAGAGAAUCUUCCUGCUGGACCCCCAGUAUCAGGAUCCCGCUGCGCUCAGGAACAAACUGCCCGAGCUGUCUCAAAGCGCAGAGGACUCUGCCUGUAGCGGAGGUUACGCUGAGCCAGAUGUGACUCUGUGCACCCCACACCAGUGUUUUCAGAGCAGUGUGCCUCACUAUGCUGAAACUGAUAUCAUAAGCCUGCAGGGAGUCACUGGCAGCAAUAUGUACGCCGUUCCUGCUCUCACUGUCGAUUCCCUCACGAGGAAGGACAUUUCUGUGGCCGAGUUCCCUCGACAGAGACUGCUGUUCAGAGAGAAAUUGGGAGAAGGCCAGUUUGGGGAGGUACACCUGUGUGAGGCAGAGGGUUUGGCUGAGUUUCUGGGGGAAGGUGCCCCGUUACCUGAGCAAGAUGGCAGGUCUGUGCUGGUAGCAGUUAAACAGCUCAGAGCGGAUGCCACCAGCAAUGCCAGGAAUGACUUCCUGAAGGAGAUUAAGAUCAUGUCUCGUCUGAAUAACCCGAACAUCAUUCAGCUGCUGUGUGUGUGUGUGAGCGCAGAUCCUCUCUGCAUGGUGACUGAGUACAUGGAGAACGGAGACCUCAACAUGUUCCUGUCCCAGAGAGAAAUAGAGAGCACGCUCACAUAUGCCAACAACAUUCCAUCUGUCAGCAUUGCUGAUCUGUUGCACAUGUCGGUGCAGAUCUCUUCUGGGAUGAAGUAUUUGGCUUCUCUGAACUUUGUCCAUCGUGAUCUGGCCACUCGUAACUGUCUCCUGGAUCGACAUCUCACCAUAAAGAUCUCUGAUUUCGGCAUGAGCAGAAACUUGUACAGUAGUGAUUACUAUCGUAUACAGGGCCGCGCUGUACUGCCUAUACGCUGGAUGGCCUGGGAGAGCAUCCUACUGGGGAAGUUCACAACAGCGAGUGAUGUGUGGGCAUUUGGAGUAACUCUCUGGGAGAUCUUCACUUUAUGUAAAGAGCAACCCUACAGCUUGCUGUCUGAUGAACAGGUCAUUGAGAACACCGGAGAGUUCUUCAGAAACCAGGGGAGACAGAUUUUUCUCUCUGCACCACCGCUCUGCCCAUCCUCUCUGUUUGAGCUGAUGAUGCAUUGCUGGAGUCGUGACAUCACUGAUCGGCCCUCUUUUCACAGUUUGUAUCAGGCCCUGCGAACUUUUGUACCCCAUUCAUGACUGACACCUGCUCUACUUAACCUGGAGGAGAAUUGUUACCAUGAUGAUACGUCUGGAAGUAUUCUGACGGCUCUUCCUGUAGACAUUCAGUGAAGUGGAGCCAGAACAUUAUAGCCACAAUGUAGCGUCAUCAGAGCGUUAGGAAUCCAAUGGAGGAGAGAUCUAAAGAUGAUGAGAUUUUACCAAAGGCAUUUAUUCAUGAAUGAAUCUCCAUUGGGACUCAAAGACAUCUUUCCAAUCUAUAGACACUUUUUUUCAUUUGUCCUUUAUGUCUUUAUUAAAAAUGUAUUUUUGUCAUUUCGUUGUUAUAUUCUUUGUCAAGAAGAACAGUGACUCCUGAGCCUACUGUAUAUUCUAGGCGUAAAGAACCAACUGGAGGAAUGUUGUAUUUGUCAGAACUGUGUUUGUGUAUCGUUAAGCACUGCUGUCUUUGUUAUUUUCUGUUUUAUUUCGUUCACAGCAAAAAAACAACAAAAAAAAUCAUAUUCUAAAUUAGUAUUUGUCUUGCUUUGCUGAAUAUCUAAACAUCCUUAAAACAAGAUACAUUUACUUAAGAAGCAAAAUGGCAUAAGUUAGAAUUCUAACAAAAAUUGGGAAGGCUGACACUUAAAAUAAGAAAAAACUACUUGCCAAUGGGGUAUGAAAAAUAAACCUGUUUUCCCUUUGAAAUGAGUAUUUCUCUUAAAACAUAAUAUCAUUUUAAAUCUGUCUAGUUUUAAGGAUGUUUCGAAAUUUUUACUAGAAAACAAGACCAAAUUACUGAUUUAGAAGGUGAUUUUUUGCGGUAUUUGUCCUAUUUUCGUUCCUUAUUUACCCCCACACUGGAGAUAUGUCUUGAUUAUUCUGAAUAUGUGGAUAGUAUGAUAUUAAGUGUUUUGCUUUCUGAAUAUGAAUGUUAUUUUACAGGUUCUUUGGAGAUAGCCGGGCUGGAGACUUGCUCUGCCUGGACCUAGCAGAACUACUGUUAUAGUUAGAUUAAAAACCCUUUCAGAGGCGAGAGGAGAGGGUUAUAGAGCCAACAAUGGACUGGCGUGCAAUUGAAUGCACUGUUUCCUUCCCCCAACUUAUAACAGGCCACUUUAAAGUCAACAUGAAAUCAAAAUCCAACCCUCUUUACUUUCUUGAUACAUUUUCUUGGUCUUAAUAUGCACGAUUUAUCAUUCCAAAGAAAAGGUUUGUCUGAAUUUUUCAUCGAAACAAAAAGAACUUGCUCUGCUUCUAAAAUAACUUUUCUUUUCGGCUGUCUUAUUGGUUAAUGUUAAUGAAUCACCAAGUAGAUAUUUUGGCAUUGUUUUAAGCUAUUGUUGUAGGCAAUACAUCUUUUUCUGUGUUUUUUUUUUUUUUUUUUAAUCUUGCCAGUAGUUAAUGCAGUAAUUUAAUGUUGUAAAUUAAUGUGAUAAAUAUUAACAUAACAUUGCAAAUAACAAUGGAUUUUGAAAAAGAAGCAUAACGAUUGGGAUUAGUCAAAGGUGUUUAUUUUUUUUUAAAUAUGUCGCAUUUUGGAAAUAAAAUGGGUUGCGAAUGCAUUUCAUGCUGACUUCAUUAUUCAGCAAAAAUGGCAAUACUUUGACCCAACAGCCAGACAAACUCAACUCAAUUGCAUAGGAAACUCUACAACCCCUCAAUGUUGGCAUACAGUUCUACGAUUACAUUGUUGGUGAAUCUCGAUGAAUUAAGUCUGUCUGAGGAUGAAAUACUGGCCCAAUUAAAUUGAAAAAGAGAUUCAUUUUAUCUUGAUCUCUGUACAAGGCACAUUAUGGGGGAGAGAGGGGGAUUUAUUCAAGGUUACAUUUAUUUAAAGCACAUCUUUUUAAUCCACUUUAAUGUUUUAUAAAACUGUUUAAUGUCUUGUAAUAUUUUUAGCAAACAUUUCUGAAAGUAUACGAGACUUGCACCAAAAAAAAAAAGAAAAAAGAAAAAAAAACUUAAAAUGAUGUAGUGGACUAUGAUUUAACCAAGACCUAAUAUUUCCCUCUUUUUCCAUCAGCUUCUAUUAGUUUCUACAGCAUUCCUUUUCCAUACUUUGUGUUUACUGUAUUUCAGAAAUUGUCUUAAAAUGUACAGAAGUUUUAUUGUUUGGCUGCUGAGAGGUUUCGGCUAUGCAGGAUGUUUGAAAGUCCUCCAGUAGCGCUGGGAUUUAGAUUGAACGUUGGUGAAUGGAAAACCACAAAAAAAAAAACUUAUUCUCCCAGAAGCCUUUGCUGAAGUGAGCCUGAGACAGUUUCUGUUGUCACUUAUCACAGUUUGCUUUUCAGAACAUAUACAGUACUAUAGAGACCAAGACGUGUGUGUGUGUGUGUGUGUGAAUAAUACUUUGAGUGUGAUUGUAUGUGCGUCUUUUUUUACGUGAAAUGAACUUUUAUCAAAUAGCACGCAAUAAUGGUCUUUCGUUCAAUCAACUCUUCAUGUGUCCUUCAUGUACAUUGCAUAAACAGAGUAGAUACUUUAUGUAUAGUAAUAUAUUGGGGACCAAGGAAGACUUGUUUUCUUUUAUCUUUUUUCUUAUUUUCCAUAUUAAAUAUCAAAUUUGCUGUAACACGA
Messenger RNA from Myxocyprinus asiaticus (Chinese sucker), 5872 nucleotides. Its product is annotated as discoidin domain-containing receptor 2-like. Gene Ontology annotation, cellular component: signaling receptor complex; membrane. Gene Ontology annotation, molecular function: ATP binding; protein tyrosine kinase collagen receptor activity; collagen binding. Gene Ontology annotation, biological process: cell surface receptor protein tyrosine kinase signaling pathway; protein phosphorylation; multicellular organism development. The record is from RefSeq and is a predicted model, not a curated record. Lineage: Eukaryota; Metazoa; Chordata; Actinopteri; Cypriniformes; Catostomidae. The transcript is spliced from 17 exons. Bases 713 to 3331 code for a protein of 872 amino acids.